AUGAAGUACUCGGUUGAAUCUACGCCGACGGCAGCCAGCAGUCUCCAUCCUCAUCUACACACUUCAUUAACUAUCGAACAACCUCAGACAAACUGUUACUUCGACCUUCUCUACGAAUUGCCACCAAGUGUAUUUGUGGAUCCUAACCAACUUACUAGCCUUUAUCGUCAAGUUGCGGUGUACGGCGAGACUGAUUUGGAAGCACCACUGGAACAUGUUCAAGAAAAACGGGGUAGUGUAGUCCAUCUACGCUUCUCUUCAUUACCUUCUGAAGUAGAUCUUCCACUUCAUCUACGCUACCAAAGUCCUUCAAUUUACAGCAGCUAUCGUCCUAUUACCAUUCCUCGCCCUCUCGCAGGCUGGACCUGCACCAAUUCACCAGGAUUUCCUCCAUUGUUGACGAAUACACUGACCCUCCUUCCGCACAAUACGUCAUAUGCUACAUUUGACCCUAUUCCUCAAGAAAAUUCUAAAUUAACGCUUCAAGUACCCGUAGGUCGUGUAGGGGAUAUGAGUAUUGUUGAAAUAGGCACACUUGGAUGUGUAACCUUGGGUACUUUGUGGAUUAUGGUUGCAUUGUGGGCAUCAAUCAUCAAAAGACGCCGAUACGAAGCCAAAGGCAAGAGAAGAAAGUCAGAAUAA
This is a messenger RNA of Phycomyces blakesleeanus NRRL 1555(-), 642 nucleotides long. RefSeq lists its product as hypothetical. Gene Ontology annotation, molecular function: mannosyltransferase activity. Gene Ontology annotation, cellular component: glycosylphosphatidylinositol-mannosyltransferase I complex; endoplasmic reticulum membrane. Lineage: Eukaryota; Fungi; Mucoromycota; Mucoromycetes; Mucorales; Phycomycetaceae. The transcript has a single exon. The record is from RefSeq and is a predicted model, not a curated record. Bases 1 to 642 code for a protein of 213 amino acids. Gene Ontology annotation, biological process: protein processing; GPI anchor biosynthetic process.